Messenger RNA from Centropristis striata (black sea bass), 948 nucleotides. RefSeq names its product LTO1 maturation factor of ABCE1 (gene lto1). The transcript is spliced from 5 exons. Lineage: Eukaryota; Metazoa; Chordata; Actinopteri; Perciformes; Serranidae. Bases 232 to 657 code for a protein of 141 amino acids. The record is from RefSeq and is a predicted model, not a curated record.
GGCAGCACUGCUCUGAUGCUGGAGGAAGCUCAGUCUGCUGCUCUCUGGCUCCGGACUCUGGUAGAAACUGGUGGAAAGUGAUGGUAACCACUAUAGAUAUCUAUGGUAACCACAGUGAGUAGUCAGCAGCACAUCUUGGCGAAUAAAGUAUCUGGCUUGUAGGGUUGUCAAAACGACUUAAUUAGUAUUAAUUUAUCGUUUUUAAAUAAUUAUCUUGUGACUGAAGUGAAGAUGGCUGCUGGGUCUGGACAUGAGGAUCUGUUUGACAACAUUCUGUUGGCGGAUGAAAGGUUCCGAGGGGAGGGCUACCGGGACGGAUUUGAGAAAGGGACUCAUCGAGGACUGCAGGACGGCCGCAGACAUGGAGCCUCUCAUGGGGCCAAGCUGUCCACUGAGAUCUCUUUCUACUAUGGGUUUGCCAUCACAUGGAAAUGUCUCCUACAAUACAAUACAAACGUCAAAACAAGAAAGCGCUUGAAAGCACUGGAGGCUCUCCUGGGUUUGAUCCAAGACUUCCCUCAUGAUGAUCCACAGUCUGCCACGCUUCAGGAGCACAUGGAGAGACUUCGUGCCAAGUUCAGACAGGUCUGCUCCAUGCUGAGUGUCCCCACUGACUUCACUGAUUACAUCAAAACGUCUGAAGGCACUGCUUUCUGAAUCCCUCCUGAUGAGGUGGAAGUGCUGAGCUGACCUUCACGUUCUCCACACAAGCUGAGGUGCUACGUGUCAACAGUGCUGUGGUCAGUAACCCAGGCAACGGUGACUGGUCUGCAGGGGAUUCAUUCAAGGGUCGACUGUGUCAUCUUUGAGAGUCGUCUUUGUCUUCACAUUGAGGGAAAGGUCUGACAUGUCGGCGAGUCCACGGUCCUCAUUAAACUGGAACGUCCCAGGAGAUGACUGCAGUCACUCUUCACUAGUGGAACUUGCAGAGGCUGGAACUGAGUUCAA